AUGGAGGAAAUGAGUGGCAAAGUUUUAGAGUUGAGAGAUGUUGGCAUUCAAGAGUCUUGUUGUACAGACUUACCUGGGCAUGUUGAAGGCAAGAUACAGGCUUGUGUGUUUCGCUCAUCUAGUAGUUUUUGUGUUGAGAAAGUUGGUCACUGCCUUCUACAAGGCAGCUAUACACUGCUGGAUAAAAACUACUCAUCUCUAGAUAGAUCUGCAGCCUCCCCUUGCUCUGUGGCCUUAAACAGCCCAGAGGAAGUCCUCUGCAACCUGUCAAUCAUCUACAAGCAUUUCUUUGACGUCAUCAACCCUUUCCGCCUGGUGUGGGAUGCAGUCAAGCACCAGAACAUUCUAGCUGUGGCCCUGAGAAAGUUAAAGAAGGAGAGGAAGCAAGUUCAGCUCAAGUGCUGCGUAGACUACAAUGCAGGAAUCAUUGUCUGUGGGGGAUUCAUGCUUCAGAGCACCAAACCCAAAUCCAGUCCAGACUUCUUCCAGCUGGGACCCAUGCCCCAGACUCUGUCAGCCCACUGGGAAAGCCUGCAGUACAUCAAGGGCAAGCCAACCUGCUGCAUGAAGCAGUCCGGCACCCACAGGGAUCUCCUGGAGGACAAGCGCGCCACCAAACAGGUCAGGUUCUCCACUGACAUCUCCCGCAAGAAGAAGAUCAAGAUGGAGGUGCCGCCAACGCCAAUACCCAAAGCCUCAUUCCCGUCUUCAGUGUUUCAGUUUGAUGAGGAUGGUGAGAAUCUAGAAUCUAUUUCUAACAGGGAGGCUGAAAUGCAAGAUGUCGCUGCUUGUGAUGUUGACGCCAUCACCGCCACCCUGCCCACGGCCAGUGCGUGUAAAUUUAGAUUUCUAGCUUGUGUUGAGCUGCACAGCAACUUUUCCGAGACUUUGGGGAAUCUUUUGAAAAUAUUUCAACAAGAAGCUGUACUAGUUGUGUUUGUCACUCCUAGAAAACUACCAAGCUCUUCAUCUCCGUAUGUGUUGUGCAUGUACCGAGCUCACUCAGGCUGUGGAUCAGUUCCCAGCAUGAUGCAUAAAACAGAAUCCAACUUGAACGUGGUGCUGAGGGACAGGAACCUGGACCACGUCACACCCUGUGCUGACGUCACAGCUGCCCUGACAAUCAUGUGUCGUGGUGUGGAGGAAAUCCUAGCAACCCACCUGGCCAGGGUUUAUGUCGUCUUUAAAAAAUACUGGGGCGACGUGACCCAGAUCAGCAGCUGGGAGCCCCUGUUGGUCAACGCUGAGAUGGAAAUCAUGGCCAAAGUCAACGCCAAAAUCUUCCAGCAAGACGAAGCUACAAAAUUUAAUUUAUUCGAGCAAGAAGCCAUGUUUCAGAUCUCCCACUGCUCAUUGACUGCCAGCAACAAGCUUGAAGUUGAUGUUCAUGGGGAUGGUAACCAUGACCCCCACCCUGCCAUGAUGAGCACCUGCUUUUGUCUGAGCCUUGAUGACAUGUUCACAGAAACCUUAAACAACAUUGUCAACAUCCUCGGCUGUGUUGUAGCCCAUGUUCAACCUCAGAACAAACCUGUUGCAGGGGACGCAACAAAUUACCAGGACACCAGACACCAGGAUGGAGAUCUGUAUUUAAUUUCUAUUGUACGAGAUGAUGAAAAGGACAUGUACACAAACGCUUUUUCUGCAUACGUGUACAGCCAACACGGGCACGUGUUCAAGUUUGAGAAUGGCCAGGAGCUGCUCACAUACCUGACAUCCGCUCACCCAGAUAUUUCUCGGACUCAUCACGUCCAGCUCUCCAAGCUUGACAAAAACACAUCCCUUGAGGAUGAACUUUCUAAAUUCAGAAAUGAAAACUCCUUUCACUUCUUCUCACCAGUAAUGGAUCUCUCCCCUGAUGCCUAUCCCUGCAUGCUUAAAGAAAGCCUUAACAUACCUGCCUCUGCUGAUGAGCUUUCAGCAACUCCCAUGGACAAAAGUUCCAACUUUGAUUUGAUCUCAUUUGAAACCCCUGAGCUCUGUGGUUUCAAAACUCCCGUAGUGAACACAUCAUCCAGCGACAACUUCAGCUGCCUGUUGGUCAGCAGCCUGCCCAAAAUUGUCAUCACCCCAUCCCCUUGCCAGAGUUCCUCACGUGAACUAGUUCCAGCGCUUCCAGACCCCUCAGUCCUGAAACCUCCGCAGAUUGAUUUAACAAACUUGAAGGCGGUCAUGCCUGAGACUCCUCCCAGUGACCCUAAGGAUAAUCCCCACCCCCAUCAAGUCAUCCCCACACAUUGCGUUCAACCCUCCAUCUCACAAGAAGACCAGGAUAAAUUUUUCAUUCCUGUGUCUAUGCUUACCCAGAUGAACCCUGACCCCAGAUGCUUCAUUGAACAAGUGUCUGGUUCCACUGAGGAAUCUGUUGAUAGUGAGGUGUGCAACAUCAUGAAGAACGCGUCUCUGUGUAUGUACAAUGAGGACAGCUCCAGUGGGACGUACACGUAUUCUGGUGGGUCAACACCCGAGGUGGAGAGUUGUAUGUCUUCAGCUUCUGUGGAGGAGAUGGAAAGUAGGAUGGUGUUUGCUGCCACUGAGAGCAGCUGGAAGAUUUCUUCAUGCUUGGGUCCUCUGUCUGGUGAUGUGGGCAAGGAUAGUUGUCUUGUUGAGAAAAGUGUUGGGGAUUUUUUAAAGAAUGGAUAUGAUGUCAAGGAUGGUGUGAUCAAUGAUGGUGUAGUUAAGGAUGAAGGAGUGUUCAAUGAUGAAGGUGUGGUCAAGGAUGGUAUCAUCACAGAUGUGGUCAAAGAUGAUGUGGUCAAAGAUGUGGUCAAAGAUGUGGCCAAGGAUGAUGUGGUCAAAGAUGAUGUGGUCAAAGAUGUGGUCAAGGAUGUGGUCAAAGAUGUGGUCAAAGAUGAUGUGGUCAAAGAUGAUGUGGUCAAAGAUGAUGUGGUCAAAGAUGAUGUGGUCAAAGAUGAUGUGGUCAAAGAUGAUGUGGUCAAAGAUGAUGUGGUCAAAGAUAAUGUGGUCAAAGAUAAUGUGGUCAAAGAUGAUGUGGUCAAAGAUGAUGUGGUCAAAGAUGAUGUGGUCAAAGAUGAUGUGGUCAAAGAUGAUGUGGUCAAAGAUGAUGUGGUCAAGGAUGAUGUUACCAAGGAUGAUGUUACCAAGGAUGAUGUGACCAAGGAUGCAGUCAAUGAUAAAGAUGUGAGCAAAGAUUUGGUAAAAGAUGUGGUCAAUGAUGUGGUUGAUGAUGUGGUCAAAGAUGUGGUCAAAGAUGUGGUCAAAGACGCAGUCAAUGAUGAUGUGAGCAAAGAUUUGGUAAAAGAAGCUUUGGUCAAAGAUGUGGUCUAUGAUGUGGUCUAUGAUGUGGUCAAAAAAGAUGUGGACAGAGAUGUGGUCCAAGAUGCUGUGGUCAAGAAUGCAGAUGUGCAUAAGGAAUUAGUUCUAAAGGAAUUCGUAUCAUCCAAGACCAUUGAUUUAGCCCAGGAAAAUGAUCCGUAUCAGCUGAUGACGCUAUCUAAACUAGAUACAGCCUUAGUUGUUCAUCUCAACGACCACAGAAGCCCAUUUGGUCAACAGAGGGGCAGGGCAUCAGGGAAUUUGUUACUUUAUCAUGCCACACAGAGGGACAACAAAAACAUCUUGGGUUUUGUACUAUUUAGUGAUACUGCAGUAACGCAUGCCAGGCUGUCAAUGAGUCACCCCUGUUGUUUUAGUCACCUGGAGAAUGCUGUCAGUCUAUUAAUAGCCAUGUACAUAUUAGAAGAGCUGGGCGGCGCCAGCAAGGAACACCUGAAGGACAAGAUCCUGUUGAUACAGCCUCCUAUUUACCAUGACCCAGCAGUGUUGAUGUUCCUAGCUGGCAGACUGGGGUGUAAGCAGAUCAUCACAUCCUCCAGCAUCCCCUCCGUCAGGGACGACCUCCACACCCUGGUGCCCAGCUCUGUCGUCCUCAGCGAGCCAGUCUCAGCUUUAUCAGUGCUGCCCCAGACUGGGGGGGAGAGGUGUAGCUUGGUCGUCAUGUACCAGCAGGAUGAAGUAGAAGAGUUCCUGUCUCUUGUGGACUUCUCCGGCACUUUGGUGCUGUGUGGCAACAUCAACCCUCUACAGAACAUCGGCAUGAGCUGUUUCUUGAAGAAUCUGAGCAUUCACAGCCUUGAUGCCUGUUAUGUGGUCCACCAUUUUCUUACCCUGACUGGCCGACACAGGCAGAAGUUUGAGACAGAAUUCACGCAGCAUCUUUUGGCGCUUAAUGAUGUGAUAACUGCUGAAUACUGCGCAGGCAAUGAAACCUGUUUCUACCAAUCCAUCGCCAGUGUGAAAAAAUUGCCCCCCAACUCCCAGCCCAGUGAACACGUGGUGGUUGAUGUGUUCAUGUCCAGGCAACUCUCCCCCUCACAGAUCCUGAGCUCCCUGACUGGUCAGGAGUCCAGCGUGGUUCAGUACUUGCACUCAGCCAUGACCCACCAGAGCCACUCUGCCACGGAAACCAUGCCUGCGUUUGUAUUCCCUGAAACAUUGGCAAUGACAAGCCCUCAUCUGGCUGGGAGCCAGAGGCGCCAGUCCAGCCUGGAGAUCUACCCAGAGCUGUUUCCUGUUUCCCUCAACUCAGAGGUCCAGACGCCAACGGUCAAGCUUUUGUCAUGUGACAUGGACAUUGACCUGCUGGGUAAGAAGUCUUUAGACACAGCAGAGGACAACUCCACAAGGUUGACAGUUGAGAUUGAGUUUCCUGUUAUGUUUACGCGAGGAUUUCAGCUGGGCUCAGCUCUGCUGGAUGUGACCGCCCCGCCCCUGGCUGAGACCAUUGUUCCACUGAACGACUGCACCAAUGGGACCCCACUCUAUAUUGUACAUCCUAUAAUGGGAACUGUGGAGUGCCUGAAACUGCUGGGAGAAAACCUGAGGCUACCAGUUCUGGGCAUCCAGUGUUCCAGCCAAGCCCCUCUCAUUAGUGAAGAAGGAAUUAGCUCCAUGGCCAAAUUUUAUUUAGAAGAGAUCAGCCAACACUGUCCUACAGGGGUGUUUCACUUGGCUGGGUACUCGUUUGGUGCUGUGAUAGCUCAUGAGAUGGCAACACUGCUGCAGGGCACGGACAAGCUACAGACCCUGAUCUACCUAGACGGCAGCCCUGGAUAUGUGACAGCCCACUUUGAUCAUGAGAUGACGUUUGUCCCCAGAAAUAAAAGUCUGUAUGAGCGCUACACCUGUGCUGUGCUGCUGGCCUUCAUCAGACUUUACCUGCCAGAGUUUUCUACUGCUCACGCUGCCUCGCUGCUCACCUCCCUGGCCAGCUCUGAGCAGCAGAUUGAGAUGGCUGUGGAUAUAUCCCUGGGCUACAUCAAGCUAGAUGUUGCCUACGGGAUGAAAAAAAGAUGGCGGCUGAUGUCUGAGAAGAUUUUCAAGCUGCGGAAACUACACUCUUACAGGAAACGUAUAGCCUCGUCUAGGUCAUGUGACAUAUCCUGCUCCAACUGCAGGAAGUCCCUGUCUGAGGGUAGUUUUCUGGAACCUGAUGCAGGGGACCUGACCUGCGACUUGGAGGACCAGGGGGUCUUUGUUACUGACCAGGGGGUCUUUGUUACUGACCAGGGGGUCUUUGUUACUGACCAGGACUUUGGUGUAGGGCUGGGUCAGGAUGGACAUGCGGGUCUGGGUCAGGAUGGACGUGAGGGCCUGGGUCAGUCUGUGAUAUGCCGCAGCCACACCCAGGAGCUGAGGGAGGUGGUGCCUGAGUUCUUCAUGGCUGAGCCGUCGUGUUCUGUGGCGGAUGUUACAGAUAGGGUUGUUUUCCUGCUGCGUAAGCAGAAGGCGGAGAGGUUCCUGCAGAUGGGUCUGAUGAUGAGAAACUAUAAGCCUAAAUUUUUGGAGGAAGUACCCACAGUUUUAGUGCGUGUCAACAGCUCACCUGGUCAUCUGACUGACCAUCAACUGGACACUCACUAUGGACUGGCCAGGCUAGUUGAUGUCAACAACUUGCAGGUGUUGGCUGUAGAGGGAGAUCACCACAGCUUUUUACAAAAGCGUUUUGUUGGCGGCCUGGCCACAAAGUUAAUGGAUGUGUUGAAGGUUUGAUGUUGGCCAUUUACUGGAUGUCUUGAAAGUUUGA
Molecule: messenger RNA, 6046 nt
Organism: Physella acuta
Lineage: Eukaryota; Metazoa; Mollusca; Gastropoda; Physidae
Biological process (GO): biosynthetic process
Source: RefSeq, a predicted model, not a curated record